AUGGUGCAAUCAAUCAAAAGUAAUGACACCGAUUUGAGGAACCAGAAUGUGACUUUUAAUCAGAUCCAAACAACAAAUGGAUUGUCCUUUGAGAUUUAUUCUGACAGAAACAGCCAACGCACCUUGACUUUUGAAAGAAAUACAGGGAUAAAACAUAUGGCUUUAAGAAAUUUAGAUUUAAAAAAUAGAAAGAGUGGUGCCUUUAAUUGUAGAGUUGUCAGCGACACUGUUUUGUUUAAACGGAGUGUUUCAAGUGACAAUGAGAAAUACAAUACGAGUAUAAGAACACAAGGGAAAGAGAUGACAGCCAAAAAAGUAAGUGCGUUGAAUAAACUAGAGGACUUUAAACAGUUGCCUAUUGCACGACCAACAUGUUUACAUUCAAAUCUUCGUCCCCCACUAGCCAUUAUCUCAACUACGCUUCCGUCUGUAUGUGUUAAAAAUCCAACUACGGCAAAUCUAUUAAUUCUCCCAAAUACCCAAGAAGUUCUGGAAGCUAAUAAAGAGAAUAUUGAGCCCACUACAGAUUUUGCUAUUAAUUCGGAAAAAAAGGUCUUCUCCUGUGAAGGUGAAGAUCAAACAAUGCUUUUUGCACCAUCUCAUUAUUGGAACCUUAUUUUCUCCUUUGGGAAAGCUCCAGGACAGACCUCUAAUCCUCCAGUAUUGCCUCUCGAACUCUUCCACAUGCUCCUCUAUGAUUACGAACACCUCUGGGAACACAUUGACUCUCUUCCCAUCUCCUUCACCUAA
This is a messenger RNA of Pichia kudriavzevii, 750 nucleotides long. RefSeq lists its product as uncharacterized. Bases 1 to 750 code for a protein of 249 amino acids. The transcript has a single exon. The record is from RefSeq and is a predicted model, not a curated record. Lineage: Eukaryota; Fungi; Ascomycota; Pichiomycetes; Pichiales; Pichiaceae.